Tachysurus vachellii is the source of this 1950-nucleotide messenger RNA. It is a transcript of the gene c13h15orf40, whose product is annotated as chromosome 13 C15orf40 homolog. The record is from RefSeq and is a predicted model, not a curated record. Gene Ontology annotation, cellular component: cytoplasm. Bases 113 to 607 code for a protein of 164 amino acids. Lineage: Eukaryota; Metazoa; Chordata; Actinopteri; Siluriformes; Bagridae. The transcript is spliced from 4 exons.
CAAAGCGUUAGCGUUCAGGCUACGUGUAGCAAUGUUUUGCUAACAAGCUAGUUUUUUUUUUUAAUUGCGGUAAUUAAUUAUGUGUUUUUCUUACUUUGAAACGGUUUAGUUCAUGUACUGUUUGCGUCAUGGUUUUAUGAGAGUAGCGUUAUUUAAAUUAAACGAAUGUAGCUCUAGGGGAAGUUUGUGUUCUUUGUUUACAGCAACGUCUGAAUUCAGUGGAGUUUCUCUUAAAAACAAGAUGCCAAAGAAAGAAAAAACGACCAAAAACGCGCAGACCAAGAAGCAGUCAGAAACCCCGACAGGUCCAGUUUCAACGCUUAAAGACGGUGGACUUGCAAUAUCAAUACACGCCAAACCAGGAGCAAAGCAAAAUGCCGUCACAGAUGUGAGCUCAGAGGCAGUGGGGGUCGCUAUUGCUGCACCCCCAACAGACGGCGAGGCCAAUGCGGAGCUCGUGCGCUAUCUGGGCAAAGUCCUGGUGCUGAAGAAGAGUGAAGUCACGCUGGAUAAGGGAAGUAAAUCCAGAGAAAAAGUCAUUAAAGUCACUGCAUCGAUUAGUCAAGAGGAGGUUCUGGAGAGACUAAAGCGAGAAGCUGCUGGCUGAAGCUCAAUACUAAAGCAAGAGUUUUCAGACAUUUUUUUCCAAGCGACACUUUAUUAUAAAAUAAAUUCCACUGAACCUCUUGGGACAGAUUUAUUAAGAUUUAAAUGAUAAUAUGUGUACGGUAUUCAUGAUAUUGUGUGUACGAUAAUAUUUUGGCUAUUUUCUAGAGCUUUUGAUUCCUGAAAUUUUCACAGACAGGACACAUUAGAUUCAAGUUCACAUUAUUUAUCAGCAGACUUGUUUUUGAAAAUCCAUUCAUAAUAAUAUAACCUAUAAUAUCAGACCAUCACACCCAUAUGUAGUUCAUCCCCAUACUGUAUCACAAUGAUGGAAGCAAACAAUUGCCUUUGUACACUGGAGCAUUACAAUUUCCCUUUAUCAUGGAACUAAAGGGGUACAACCUGUUCCUGCAUGAAAGUGUCAUUGUAUACUAAACGUGGACCUUAUACAUGGUUUGUCAAGGUUGGAGUGGAAGAAUGUAAAUUAAUUGAGUCCUGACCUCAACACCACUGAACACCUUUGGGAUGAAAUGGAAUACAGACUGUUAUCCAUGCAUGCUUACCCAACAGCAGUGUGUGAACUCAGUAAUGUAUAAGCAAAUCCCAACUGCCAUGCGUCAAAAUCUUUCUGGAAUGCCAGAGAAUUUCUAACAAAGGUGAACUGCAUCAGUUGUUCAAAAAGCACACAUUAGUGUGAUGGACACGUGGCAGCAAACAUUUAGCCACAUAAUGUACAUUUAUAAUGGUAGGAUAUGAUUUCCACCACUUACCAAAAAAAUAGAAAAAUGCUUCACAGACCCCACUUUUAGAUCCAUUGCACUGAAGUAUUUUUGGUUACUUUUGGGAUGAAUAUGUGUACUGUAUUUAAGUACAAAUAGACUGGUCUUCCAAUUCAAUUAUUUAAUAAGAAAUAUAAGUUAACUUCACAAAAGGUAUGAAGACAGCUGAAGACAUUUUUUCCAGUACUUCAUAUUAUCUACAUCUUACAGGAACAUGGAAUUGAAUGCUCAGUCCAUUUUAAUACAAUGCUUAUGGCACCCAAUUCAAAAGCAGCUUCAUAUUUAUUUAAACGAAUGAUUGGAUUGAUGGAAGCCUGGUUAAUCUCCUUUAAAUUUCUGUGACAGUGUCUCAGUGCUUCUAUCUGUGAAUAAUGUAUUUGUUAAGGAUGGGACUAAUGAGUGCAUCCAUUAGACAAAUUCCAUUAAGACCCAACACUUUAUCACCUGCUUUAAAGGGUUUAUUGCAGUGUUCCUUUCAGAGCAUGGCCCAAAAUGUGUUAAGUGUAACUAGUGAAGAUUCUACACAAGCUACCUUUAAGUAGCCAUAAAACAAAACAACGAUUAU